GGCCUGCACAAUAAAUCGAAAAUUUAUUGUCAUCGCGAUAUCAGCCUGUGCGAUGGGCCCAUCGCAAAAGACGGCGUAAACUGCGAUAAUUGGGUACCUUAAAAUGUUUACACACGUGCUGUAAAGAAUUUACCAAUCAAAGAAAUCCAUUUACACAUUUGACCAGUCGAAUAGAGCCCUUCACGGCAUUAACCAAUCAAAUGGAUUAGAGGCCCGCCUCCUACGCAGGUCGGGCGCGAACAACGCUGCAGCAAAGAGUCAGAGUUGUAAUGGCUGAGAGCGAGACGCGUGACGAGAAUGCUACUGAACUCGUGGCUAAAAAAAAAAAAUAGUACCUCACUUAUUUGGAGGUACUUUGGAUUUGAUAAAGACGACGUUCUCCAAACACAGGUACUCUGCAAAACUUGCCGAACACUCGUGGCAACCACCAGAGGAAACACGACUAAUCUCCACCAUCAUCUUCAAUACAACCACAGAGAACUGUUUGAAGACUUCCAGAAAGAUAGGGCUAGCCAAACAAAGGUUGCUAAUGUUAAGACAAAGAGCGCAGCAGUCCAACAGCCGUCUCUGUAUCAGAGUUUUUCAAGUGGAACUCCUUAUGAGAAAACGUCGAAGCGGUACAAAGAAAUAACAGAGGCCAUUACACAUUUUUUGGCUAAAGACAUGAUGCCUAUAAAUACAGUUAGCAGAGAGGGCUUCACCAGUCUGAUACAUAAAGUGGACCAGAGAUACCGCAUCCCCUCACGAAACUACUUUUCCCAUGUCGCCAUUCCACAAAUGUAUGAAACAUGCCGCAAGACCGUCAUGUUUGAACUGAGCCAAGCUGAAAACUACGCAAGCACUACAGACCUAUGGUCAAGUCGUACAACGGAACCAUAUAUGAGUUUCACAGUGCACUUCCUCACCGAAGACUUUGAACUGAAAACACGGUGUCUAGAGACUGUGUAUUUUCCAGACUCUCACACUAGUGAAAAUAUAGCCCAUGUAUUACGUGAGGUGUUAGCCAGCUGGGAUCUUAAAGAAGAUCGACAAGUGUGCAUCACCACAGACAACGGUGCCAAUGUUGUGAGAGCCACAGAGCUAAACAACUGGGUCAGACUUCAGUGUUUUGGACACAGGCUGCACCUUGCAAUCGAAAAUUCUAUCAAAGAUGAUGCCCGCAUUGCCCGAGCCAUUGGACUUUGCAAAAAGUUAGUUGGACAUUUUUGCCACAGCUGGAAAGCAAAGAUGGCUCUGAAAAAAGCACAGCAGAAGCUCAACCUCCCAGAGCACACACUGAUCACAGAAUGCCCAACCAGGUGGGGUUCCAGAAGAUGAUUGAGAGAGUCCUGGAGCAGCAGCGGGCCAUUUCUGAUGUCAUCUCAGCAGACAAGAAAUCAAGACACUUGAUUCCUACUUGGCAGGAUCUUGAGGUACUGGAGUCUGUCAACCAGGCAUUACACCCCCUGCAAGACUUUACAGAUGCCCUGUCUGGUGAGAGCUACGUUAGUGUUUCAUAUGUAAAACCAGUCCUUCAUCUGAUGAAGACGUCGGUGCUUGCAGAGAAGGAAGAAGACAGUGAUUUGACAAAAUCAAUUAAGAAGAAAAUCCUCGAGUACCUGAUUACUAAAUAUGAAAAUCCAGCUACCCAGGAACUUCUGGACAUGGCGUGCUUCAUGGAUCCCAGAUUUAAAGUCAGCUACACCAGCACUGAUCGAGUCUCAGACAUCAAGACCAGAGUGAUGUCAGAAAUGGAAGCAGUGGCACAGAAGGUAUUCAUGCAUGCUUAUAUAUAAAACCUUUCAAUUCAUAUUUAGUCCAAAAUGUUUACUUUUCUUAUAAUCUGCUUUCUGUUCCAGGAGAGAAACUCCGCUGAACCAGAGGCCCAGACAGAUGAUCCACCCAGUCGUCCCCUGAAGAAGGCAAAAAAGUCACUGGGCAGUUUCUUCAAGGCAGCUCCAAUCCCUACCUCCUCUUUUAUGCAUCUCUCACAAGCUGUUGAAGCUGAGCUUAACAGCUACUUGCUAUCCACGGCCAUAGACAGUGAGGAAGACCCCUUGGCAUGGUGGAAACUCCACAAAAUGACAUUCCCACAGCUAAGCAAGCUUGCAAGGAAGUAUCUCUGCAUACCUGCAAGUAGCUCACCUUCAGAGAGACUUUUUAGUACAUCAGGAAACAUAGUAACAUGUCAGUGCACAUGUUUAAAACCUUGGAGAGUAAACAUGUUGGUUUUCCUUACCAAGAACUUGCCAUAAAAAACAUUCACUCAGGAAGGAUGAAUGCAAGAUAGAGAAACCUUUUUUUUUUUCAAAAAAUUACAAAAAUACACUACCUACAUUGUUCUUAAUUGUUGAUAAUAUUAGUCUUGGCCAGUACGACCACAAAGGUAGACAAUUGUUCUUUGGUGUGUUCCCACAGCAGACAAGUUCUUACCUAUAGUUUAAUCUAGUAAAGUUUCCACUCCAGUUUUGACUUGCAUCAUAACUACUUGGUGAGUGGUAAAAUGAUGAACAACUGCAUAGAGAUAAUUUGCAGUAUAAUUUAAGUUAUGUUUAUUUAAAACUAAUUAUAGAGACCGGGAAGGAUGUCUUUCAGAAUUCAAGCCUCAGAAAUUUUUUUAUGGGGGCAAUGUUUCAAUGUUUGACUGCACUUUGUUGUUACACUGCUAAUACAGCAGCUUUCUUUAAAUAAAACUGUUGCAGUAAAAUGGAAAUUAUGUAUUCGUUUUUUGUUUGUUUGUUUUGCUAUUUAUUUUAUCGCAAGUCAUAUCGUUAUCGCAAUAUUGAUCACAGUUAUCGCACAUCGCAGGUUUUCCUAAUAUCGUGC
This is a messenger RNA of Oreochromis niloticus (Nile tilapia), 2805 nucleotides long. RefSeq names its product zinc finger BED domain-containing protein 1. The transcript has 2 exons. Gene Ontology annotation, cellular component: nucleus. Lineage: Eukaryota; Metazoa; Chordata; Actinopteri; Cichliformes; Cichlidae. Bases 298 to 1317 code for a protein of 339 amino acids. Gene Ontology annotation, molecular function: DNA binding; protein dimerization activity. The record is from RefSeq and is a predicted model, not a curated record. Gene Ontology annotation, biological process: regulation of transcription by RNA polymerase II.